AUGGCAGCCGUAACACCAAAUAAUGGCAACUGUUUCAGCGGCAGUGGCAACAGCGUCCCAACAAUGACAUCUUGCCGUUCUCCGAGGGGCGCCCACUCACCACAGCGUGCGGAGAGUCCUCCCACGCAAGAUGGUGGCCAGGAGCAGCAUCAGCACAAAGAGGAGCAACAACAGCAUUGGCAGGAGAGGUUACCUGCUACCGACGAGGCGAACAGGGCGCCGCACCAGCGGCACCCGUUGGAAGUGGAGGACUCGGGAGGGGCAACAUCUGUUGCUUCUCUGCGUCCGCUGCCUUCCCGGCAAGGUACGCAGCAGCCCCCUGACCUUCUCCAGCGGAGCCAAGGGUCUCAGGGAGCUUCUAACCUUUCCGGGCGCUCUGCGCUGGCUGCCAAGACCUCGUCUUUGCUGCAGCGAAAGCAACAGUUUUAUAAGACGAAAAUGUGCCCGUGGUUUUCACGAGGCCGCUGUGACAGAGGCCCUAGCUGCCAAUUCGCGCACAACACUAUGGAACUCCGGGCAACUCCAGACCUCCGCAGGACAUCUCUCUGCCCCAGGCUGAAGCAGCUAGGCCGUUGCAUAAACCGAGACUGCUCCUACGCUCACCAGCCUCAAGAACUUAGGGCCACUGGUGAGGUAUACAAGACGGCGCUUUGCGUCAAGUGGCAGUUGGGCCGCUGUGCUGUGGGCAACUUGUGUCGGCAUGCACAUGGACCUGAGGAAAUGCGAGGAGUCGCAGUGACCCAAGUGGGCUCCCAUAAGAAGGAGCUAACAAGUCCAGUUACUGUUGCUAGUUCUUCUGCUUCUGCUUCAUGCGGACUGGGUCGGCUUGCCGAGCUCGCGGAAGGCGAAGUGAGCAGCAGAAGCAGCUUGGGCAGUUCUUCCGGGAACAGCAACAGUAGCGGCAACAGCACUUGCACCUCGUCGCCAGCCCCGUGUCACUCCCCCUUCUCAAUUCCAGGAACAGCUGGAGCCCCAGCGGCGGUACCGGCAGCUGACGGUAUAGCAAAGGAUACGAAACAGCUAAACACGGAUCCCUCAGAGGUCCACCGAAGUCGCCGAAGUGUCGAUGAUGAUGAUCCGCAGGUGAAUCGUGGGCAGCAGCAACAGAAGACGCUUUCCAAUUUCCUCGCAGGGCAUGCAGCAACCCAGGCGGCAGUGGGCGCCUCAUGGGCUUUUGACAGGGGGGCUCUUUGUCCAGAUUAUCCGGCGCAGUCUCCGGGCAUCGCUGGGCGGGAGCAGCAACAGCAACAAGGACGACUUUUGGGGCAGCAUGGCAGAGUUGUGGCGCAGCAGCGCCAUUUGUCGGGACAGAAAGCUGCUCCCCUCGUUCCCGUAAACCGGAAGCUACCAAAGGCUGUGCAGCGACAGCUGAGGCAGCAGCAGCAACAGCAACAGCAACAGCAACAGCAAUUGCUGCUGAUCCACUCACAACGGCAGGGACGGUUCAACCAGAAGGACCUACAGUCGCAGCAACAGCAGACAACAACACAAGGAACGCACAGGCGCAAAACGCUACAGCAGCAGCAGGUGCAGACGGCUCAUCAGAUAUAUUCGUGGAUGCCACGCCCGCAGCGGAUGGCAUGGGAUGGCUUACAACAGCAGCAGCGGCAGCAGCAGCAGCAACAGCAGCUACCACACCAGCCGCUGAGUGGGAACCUUCCACAUCUCCUUCCACAGCAGGCCAGCAUUGCCGAGGACACAAUGCUGCUCUUGCAGCAGCAACAGACGGCUCCUGCGACGCUACAGGAGGCUGUUUGGCAUCAGCAGGAGCAGCAGCACCUGCACCCGCUGACCCAGGACCCUUCGACGGCAUUUGACAGAGCGCUCGGCCUAGAUUCUGCGAACCCUUUGCUCCAGCCACUGCAGCAGCAGCAGCAGAGGGCGUCCAAGGAUGCAUCCUACGGCGCACAGCACCCGCAUCAACAACAGCAACAGCAGUAUCCUGCGUGGGAACCGGAGAGAAUUUUGUCCCUUUGGGAUCAAGCAGACGCGUGCUGGAGCAGCAACAGUGAAAUGCAGCAGCAGCUGCAGCAGCAGCACGAAGGGACAUCUGCAACGCUCACGACUGAUGCGACUUUUGUGGACACUCCCAUAUCGGACAGUUUGCUGCUGCUUCCGCAACAGGGACUUCAGGGUUCCGCCGAUGAGGCGUUGCAGCAGCAGGAAAAGCAGCAUCAGCAUGAGAAUACACUAGACAUCGUUUGUGCGGGAGGAGCGCGAGAGGAUGGAGUUCAGCUGACAUCUGUAGUAUCUGUUGGCGUGGCGGGCGGUAGCCGCCCCGUGCCUUUGAAAGCCCCUGACUGCAGUCGUAUAUUUCAGACGAGCGAGGAAAGCCCUUGUUCAAUUCUUUUUUCUGGUCCCCAAUUGUUUAACGUGGCAGCGGAGGCGGAGUAA
Eimeria tenella is the source of this 2394-nucleotide messenger RNA. RefSeq lists its product as uncharacterized. Gene Ontology annotation, molecular function: metal ion binding. The transcript has 4 exons. The coding region runs from base 1 to 2394 and encodes 797 amino acids. The record is from RefSeq and is a predicted model, not a curated record. Lineage: Eukaryota; Apicomplexa; Conoidasida; Eucoccidiorida; Eimeriidae.